AUGAUUCUGAAGUCUAUAUUUAUUUUAGUGUUCUGUUAUAUUGGGCAAGCGCAGGGAUAUGUGUACUUUCAAAAUAGUGGCCCCACCGUCCUCGGCGCAAAUGUGACGUUCGUAGCGACCAUCAGAGAGGUCUACACUGACGAACAUUUUAAGUAUUUGUUUUACAAUGAGGAGUUGAACUUCUACAAAGAGAUAUUUACUACAGAGAAACAAGUGAAUUUCACAGUAGCGUUUAACAAGGACGAAGUUAAAGCAGGUCAAUACAUUUUUGGAGUAACGGUCAGGAGAAGAAGCCCAGUGGGGAUUUACAAUUUGCAUUAUGGUGUAGAUCGCUGCACUGUCAUUUUAACAGAUUUAUUAAAUGGCAAACUAAGGCUGUCUCAGGACGGAAUCGACAAGACAGAUGGCGUUUUAAUCGCCAAUAAACUCGUGAACCAUACCCUCGAAAUACCGGAAAGAGAACUACAAUUUAUAACUCAAAAUCAUCCAUAUGUUGUCAUUUGGUACAUAAAUUGUACAGUACUAGCUUUCACACGGAAAUUCUCACUAACAAACACGUAUAAUAAUGUGAACGAUGCUUAUAAUUUGGAAGUACUAGUUGCUGUUGAGGAUGAGGUACAAACCACUACGACUACAACAACAACAACAACAACCACCACGACGACAACAACAACAACAACUCCUGCACCAACUAAAGCUGCGGAUCCAGUAUGCCUCAACUGCGGAACAGUAGCCUCACCAAUUCUUGAAACUGUUUAUGACAGCAAUAAAUCGAAUUAUAAAAUAACAGAAGGAAUGGAAGUGAAAGGAAGGUUAUUAAAUUUUAAGUGUACACCAAUUGCUGAAGGUUACACGUACGGAUAUUAUAAUCAAACUUUCCGCGUAAGAAGGGAAGCCUCGAGUAUAUCAACGAAUUCGUCUGAGAGAUCGUGGCCAACCUCAACUACCAAUAUCUCAAGAUCUUGGGACAGUUCUGCCACCUCAAGCAAAAAUAUUACAGAAUCCAAAUUCAACAGUACAACAUCACCAUCGACUACAGAACCAUAUUGGAACACUACAGCAAUUCAAAAUCCAACAGCUGGACCACUUGGUCCUUCGAGUAAUUCAUCAUCUUCAUCUUAUAACGGUUCAACUUCUUCUACCAUAUUUAUGGACACACAGACAGUAAAGCCUCAUUUAAAAGUAGUUAUGAAUAUGCUGUUUCAUGGUACUUAUGAUGUUGAGGUCUCUGAAAUACAACAAAAUUAA
This is a messenger RNA of Arctia plantaginis, 1248 nucleotides long. The record is from the annotation of a GenBank genome assembly. NCBI's taxonomy places the organism in Eukaryota, Metazoa, Arthropoda, Insecta, Lepidoptera, Erebidae.